CGAAAGUGCAGAAUCACUCCAGCAUCCCCUUAACCGGUCGCAAAGUUUACAAGAUUACAUGAUCGAAGUUUGUAGUGAUUAAACCCGGUUAUUAACAUGACCAACUCUCACCAUGUAGUGGUAACAAAUGAGAGUAGAAAUAGAAACAUGGUAGGAAAAGUAUCCGUUGAUAAUAAAGAAUAUAAAGUUGACACAAACUGUGGUCAAAAGAACACUCAAAUUAUUAAUGAAAGGGAAUAAAAAGUAUAGAGUUAACCGAUUUCAGUGAAAAUAAAAUAAUAAAUAGCAGGUGAAAAAUCAUGUAGUGUCUUAAGUCAUAUAUGUAAGUAAAGACGCAAUAAAUUAAACAUACCGAUUAUAUUUUAACACACGAACAACCAUGUUGUACUUUCCCUCAUUAAUUUCGACUUUGUAAAUAGAAAUGUCAGACUUGAAGCAUGAUUAUGUCUUAGUGUCAGCGGCGAUACGUAAUAUUUCUACGUUGAAAUUUAUGGGGAAAUUUUGCCAAAAUUUUUUCCAUAAAAGUCAGAAUGCGAUUCGACAAAAAUAUCGCCAGAAGUCGAAGCAUCGCUAGUAAUGGAAUGUCAUAGGGUUCCUUAAAUCGCAUAGCUUAUCGCCACCCAUCGAUAGCGACAGCACCGCGAGCGGCAGGAGGAAUAGUGGAGGAGGAACGACAGGAGGCGUGGUAACAACGCGCACGCUCCACGUGACCCUGUCGUUUGGAAGGCGGGACUUGAGCAACGGGGCACACAACUACAACAAGCAGUAGAACCAGCCGGUGGUCAGCGACGUUCUCUCUGUCGUCGCGCGCGCGGGACACCUCGAGCUGCGCUCGUUGCACGUACAACACCUGCCGCGCGAUUAGGCACGCACGGUUCGUCCAUCCGUAACCCGUUCCGGGGCGACCUUUUUUUGAGGCUGCAAAUUUUGAGCAGUGCCUAUCCCCCGACCCGAAAAUCGGAGCAACAUCGGCAGAGCGCGAUCGCCCGGGCGCCGUCGGAAUCAUGCACGGGAAAACGAUUGACGAUAACAACAACAACGCCGAUAAUAAUGUCGACCUGUGAGUGAAUAUGCGCGCGGGAGAAUGAGACUCGCUCGUUCGAAGCGGGAGAACAUCCUCAGGAUCGCUGGAAGCGGACAACCUCGUCAUGAUGUUGGUUCCGCAAGAUAUCAUGGGUGGCCCAUCGAAGAUGCUGUACCAAAUGAACAAGUACUACGCCGAGCGCGUGCAGGCUCGCAUGGGCCAGGUGCAGAAGACCAUACGGGAGGUGUGCAAGGUCGUACAGGAUGUGCUCAAGGAAGUCGAGGUGCAGGAGCCACGCUUCAUCUCCUCGCUGACCGAGUGCAACGGCCGCUACGAGGGCCUCGAGGUAAUCUCGCCGGGUGAAUUCGAGGUGGUCCUCUACCUAAAUCAGAUGGGAGUCUUCAACUUCGUCGACGACGGCACCCUGCCGGGCUGCGCCGUGCUCAAGCUAAGCGAUGGACGCAAGAGGUCCAUGUCCCUCUGGGUUGAAUUCAUCACCGCGUCCGGUUACUUGUCGGCCAGGAAAAUACGUUCGAGAUUUCAGACCCUGGUGGCGCAGGCCUGCGACAAGUGUAACUACAGGGACUCGGUGAAGAUGAUCGCCGACACCACCGAGGUGAAACUACGGAUACGGGAGCGGUACGUCGUGCAGAUCACGCCAGCGUUCAAGUGCUCCGGCGUGUGGCCGCGAUCUGCCGCUCAUUGGCCGAUACCGCACAUCCCCUGGCCGCAUCCCAACCUGGUGGCGGAGGUCAAAACGGAGGGCUUCGACCUGCUCUCCAAGGAGAGCGUCGCGCUUCAGGGCAAGCAAUCGGCGAUGGAGGGUGACGCCUGGGUAUUGUCCUUCACGGAAGCGGAAACCAGGCUGCUGCAGGGCGGCUGUCGCCGAAAGUGUCUCAGCAUACUCAAAACCAUGAGGGAUCGACACCUCGAGCUGCCCGGAAAUCCAGUCACCAGCUACCACAUGAAGACAUUACUGCUGCACGAGUGCGAGAAACAUCCCCUCGAGACCGAAUGGGACGAGGGAUGCCUGGCCGAUCGUAUCAAUGGCAUCUUCUUGCAGCUGAUAUCCUGCCUACAGUGUCGGCGGUGUCCGCACUACUUCCUGCCGAAUCUCGAUCUCUUCAAGGGAAAGUCACCUAGCGGUCUGGAAAAUGCUGCGAAGCAAGUCUGGAGACUUACGAGGGAGCUGCUCACCAACAGCCGCGCGCUGGAGAAGCUUUAGCGUCCUUCUGCUCGAAAGCACGCGAUGAAAAAAGAACACGCCCGAUGACAAGAGGAGGGAAAGGCGAUGACACGUGUAACACGAGUUUCGAGGACGUGUUUACCGCAUGAUAUUACGUGCUUCUUCGAUACCACACGCGAACAGUAUUGUAGUUAUUAUUAUUACUUAAUACACGCUUGUAUCAAGGGGCUCGGUGCAUUGUUACAAAUAACUCUCGACAUGUAAGCCAUUUCAAAUCGUACUUGUUUUCCUUCAAUAACAAUCGCGAUUCAAUGAGCAAUAAUGAUCGUCGAGUAGAUAGUUCAGACUUCGAAGUUUCUUUUUCCAACAUUCAAACAGUCGCAUGGAAAUCAAAUGGGCAUAUAAUUGAAAAUCUAGCCAUAGCUACUUUCUAUAGCUAUUGUAUUUGACUUGCUCCAAAUUCCAAAAUUGAUUGUAUUAUUUAUUGCAAUUAAACAUUUCGUUCGUCGAAUGAAAUAAGAUCAAGUCUCUAUGUUAUUAGAAGAGUCGUGAAAUAAACCAAAUUGAUUUCUUGAUCGUUUAGCAAACUAUAUAUGCUUGACUGUCGAAGUCGAAUGAUAUCCACUUAAGAUGGAAAUCAAAUUCACGUAAAUUAUAAAAAAAAGUUGAAAGAACAAUAAGGGAAAGUAUACAAUCAACUAAACUAUCUAAAUGUGUUACGAAAAGUAUAUAUAUACUCUACUGAUUUCGUUUUGUUUUUACGUUUCGAUUUUUUUCGAAUUUUAUAUAUUGAGUUUUACUUCGUUCAAUAUAAAAUGUGCAAUUAAACUUAUGACACCCAUGCGACUAGAUAAGUGCUAAGUAUGGCACUCGAUAGUUAAUAUAAAACAUGUUACAACGUAUAUGGGUUGUGCAAUUGAUUCUGUUGAAAUAGAAUAUUUUGUAUAGCUGUUUAGUGCGAAAUAACCACUUUGUCUCGAUUAUAAAACAACGAAAUGUCAAAAUUGUAAUAGCAAUAAGAUAGAAAAGUAAAUUCCGAGGACAAUGUUCUCCUAAAAUUUAGUGAUACUCCGCAUGAAACUGCAUUGACGAAUGAACGUUAACACUUGGAACAUUUUGAUGAACUAAGGGUUAUAUUCGCAUUUUAGAUUAUUUACGAAACAUGUAAACGUAUAAAAUACAUAUGUAAUACGUUUCGAUUAACUAUCAUUGCAAUUAUCCUUUUAUUUAAGCAAAAUAAUGUGAUUUGUUAUUCUUAUUAAUAUUUAUAAUCGGUUAGCGAAUAAGCUUCCGGUAGUUAUACAACAUAUUGUUAUAUGUAUAUAUGUGGUAUACAUACUUCUUUUGUAUUAUU
Messenger RNA from Vollenhovia emeryi, 3564 nucleotides. RefSeq names its product protein mab-21-like. The record is from RefSeq and is a predicted model, not a curated record. The transcript has a single exon. Bases 1149 to 2249 code for a protein of 366 amino acids. Lineage: Eukaryota; Metazoa; Arthropoda; Insecta; Hymenoptera; Formicidae.